Messenger RNA from Branchiostoma floridae (Florida lancelet), 1645 nucleotides. RefSeq names its product heat shock 70 kDa protein 12A-like. Gene Ontology annotation, molecular function: ATP binding; ATP-dependent protein folding chaperone. Lineage: Eukaryota; Metazoa; Chordata; Leptocardii; Amphioxiformes; Branchiostomatidae. The transcript has 4 exons. The record is from RefSeq and is a predicted model, not a curated record. Bases 1 to 1632 code for a protein of 543 amino acids.
AUGAAUAAAAAUUGGGGAAGCGAAUCAGGGUUUCAGCUCCACAAAACCGAAACAUCGGUGCUUCUCACCCCAGAAGGAGAAUUCAAGGCGUUCGGCUCGGAGGCUUCCAAGGCGUAUGCUGAUCUUGAGGAAAGUGACGCUAAGGAGCACUACUACUUUCACCGUUUCAAGAUGAAACUCCACACUGAGAAGACUUUAUCGAAAGACACCACGAUUGAAGAUGUGAACGGGAAAAAGCUACCGGCACUCGACAUUUUCGCCCAUGCCAUGCGUUACCUGAAGGACCACAUGCUGAACGCCAUUAAGCUGACUGUGUCCGCUGAAACGACGCUAGAGAACGACGACAUCCGCUGGGUACUGACUGUUCCUGCCAUCUGGGACGACAGUGCGAAACAGUUCAUGAGACAGGCAGCCUAUAAGGCCGGAAUAGCCAGUGAAGCGAAGGAAGGGCAGUUGCUGAUCGCACUGGAGCCAGAGGCAGCGGGGAUAUUCUGUCGCCAGGACUCAACCCAGAACCACCUUCUGGACAUCAAGCCGGGAGACCGAUACAUGAUCGUGGACUGCGGCGGCGGUACUGUAGACAUAACAGUACACGAAAUCAGUGAAAACGGCAAAGUCAAGGAGGUGACCACAGCGUCUGGGGGAGACUGGGGAGGCACGAAGGUGGACGUAGCGUUUCUCGGACUACUGGACAACAUCUUCGGUGCAGACAUAAUGACCCAGUACAGAGUAGCGCACCCAAAUGAGUACCUCAUUCUCCUCAAUGAAUUUGAAACUAAGAAGCGGUCCACUGGCCCCGGUGAUUCCGAGAUAGUCGCGGUUCACCUGGGGUACAGCUUUUUUCAGUUUUACCGUGAGCACAAGGAAGGGUGUACUGCACAGCAGGCUAUAGAGCAAUAUGAUUCAAAAGAGGUCGCAUUCUCUAAUGGAAUGAUUCGAAUACACCACUCAGUCAUGAAAUCAUUUUUCACACCAGUUAUUGAUUCAAUUCUUGCCCAUCUCGACAAACUGGUAUCAAACGAAGAAGUGACCCCUCUAAAGUACAUGUUUAUGGUGGGUGGCUUUUCCGAGUCUCCCAUACUGCAGCACGCAGUUAAGGAAAAGUUUCAAGGUGCGUGCACUGUUCUUGUACCUGAAGGGUGCGGGUUGUCUAUAAUCAAAGGUGCAGUUAUGUUUGGGCACAACCCUUCUUCCAUAGCGGCCAGAAAGUCCAAAUACACCUAUGGAACUGCGGUAUGUGUGCCAUUUGAGCGAGAGCACCACCCAGAGAGGCUGAAGGAAUGGAUUGACGGCAAGUUAUUGUGCACGAGAGUGUUCACGAAGUUUGUCGAGGCAGGGCAGUUAGUGACGGUGGGUGAGGUUUCGGAGCAUGUUUUCUCUCCGUCCUCACUGCUUCAACCGGCUAUGGGCAUUGAAAUAUUCAGAACAGAAGAAAGAGAGGUUCAUUAUUGUGAUGACGAGGGUGUCACCAAAUGUGGCUAUGUAGUUGUGCGCUUACCACCCCCUAUUCCCGGCCUAACCCGCGCAGUACGGGCUACACUAACCUUCGCUGAAACUGAAAUAAAAAUUGAUGCCUUUGCCUUGGGUAGCGGUCAGAGGGCAUCUACAAAAAUCGACUUCCUACAUGACUGAGGCUAUCGCUUUG